Lachancea lanzarotensis is the source of this 1194-nucleotide messenger RNA. It is a transcript of the gene PTC4, whose product is annotated as LALA0S03e05776g1_1. The transcript has a single exon. Gene Ontology annotation, molecular function: cation binding; protein serine/threonine phosphatase activity. Gene Ontology annotation, biological process: protein dephosphorylation. Bases 1 to 1194 code for a protein of 397 amino acids. NCBI's taxonomy places the organism in Eukaryota, Fungi, Ascomycota, Saccharomycetes, Saccharomycetales, Saccharomycetaceae. The record is from RefSeq and is a predicted model, not a curated record.
AUGGGACAACUCCUGUCACAUCCAUUGACGGAAAAGACGAUUAUCUACAAUGAAUACGAGAACUUUCCAAACGAACUACAAAAACACCGCCUAGUGCAUCGUUCCAGACCGAAUUUGAGCCACGAGAAGGGAAGCCAUCCGCAGUUUUUCAACUGUGUUGGGUCGAUGCAGGGAUACCGGCUGACACAGGAAGAUGCACAUCUAGUGGCCAAUUGUGAAAGCGUUUUGAGCGUUGGAUUCUACAAUCCAUUCGAAGACAUUGAAGAAAAGCUGCAAAUUUCAAUUUUCGGAGUUUUUGACGGACAUGGUGGUGGUGAAUGCUCGGAAUUUGUAAGCUCCGAAGAGGACAGGGAAGAAGGCAUCAGAAAGUGGAUUAAAUUUGCAUUUGAAACGCACGAAUAUGGAGCACGUAACGUCACGCCCAAAUCAGACAGAAAGUUCACACGCUCGUUCCAUACUAGCGAGGGCCUCAUUUCCCAAAUCCUCAAAGAUGCCUUUUUGUUGCAAGAUCGUGAGCUAUAUUGUCAUUUUGCCAAGGAAUCUUGCGGUACAACGGCCAUCGUUGCCUUACUUAUCAACGGGGAGAUGCUUUAUGUUGCCAAUACGGGUGAUUCGCGAUGCGUGCUUUCAACCAAAGGUGGAGGUGUCAAGAAUUUCUCUUUCGACCACAAGCCGCAGCACAUCGGAGAAUUAGUUAGAAUAAACGACGACGGUGGCACUGUAUCUCUGGGUAGAGUUGGCGGGGUGCUUGCACUCAGCCGGGCUUUUGGCGACUUUCAGUUCAAGACAAGUGUGUCGUAUAAGAAUAAUGCUUUUGGGUUAUCUGGUGGUCAGAAGUACGUGGCACCAGCUCAAGAAUCACAGGUCACUGCAGAACCAGACGUUUUGCCCCAUCGUAUAAGCUACGACCGCGAUGAGUUCCUAAUUUUGGCGUGUGAUGGUAUUUGGGACCUUUACAGUAACAAGAAUCUCACUCAAUUCAUUAAGUAUCAUCUGGCACUUGGACAAAAGCUCGAUGACAUCGUUACCAAACUGCUGGAUCACGGUAUAAACUCUGCAGACAGCAACACCGGCGUGGGAUUCGAUAACAUGACCAUUAUAAUCGUUGUUCUCAAUCGACCGGGAGAAUCGCUCGCCGAGUGGUACAACAAAAUGAAAACCCGCUUGGAACGGGAGAAGGGUUUAAUUGCAUGA